Messenger RNA from Eimeria mitis, 1221 nucleotides. RefSeq names its product activator 1 36 kDa, putative. The transcript is spliced from 14 exons. Bases 1 to 1221 code for a protein of 406 amino acids. The record is from RefSeq and is a predicted model, not a curated record. Gene Ontology annotation, cellular component: DNA replication factor C complex; nucleus. Lineage: Eukaryota; Apicomplexa; Conoidasida; Eucoccidiorida; Eimeriidae. Gene Ontology annotation, biological process: DNA repair; DNA-templated DNA replication. Gene Ontology annotation, molecular function: ATP hydrolysis activity; ATP binding; DNA clamp loader activity.
AUGUACGGAAUCGAUUCCACUGUCUCCGCUGCCAUUGCUGUUGCUGCCGCUGCCGACGGAGGCACUUGCUACAACCUAGUGCUGAAGCUGGCAGGGGCAGCCGCAGCAGACUUUGCUACUGAAAUAUCUGCUGCUGCAGCGCAGCAACGUCCGCCUUACCAACCGUCCGCCGGAAAACAUAUCACAAAGGCAGUCGCAACGACGGCAACAGGAGCAGCAUCAGAUACACCCAGAGCAACAGUCAACGCAGAAACAGCUGCUACAGGAACAAGUAAAAUGGAUGAAAGUAGAAAUCAACAGGGGGCUGUAGGAGGUGGCUGUGUGGCUUCAACUGAAGGCGGGGACCUCCCAUGGGUGGAGCGCUAUCGCCCGAGGACCCUGAGUGAUAUUCUCUCCCAUGACGACAUCAUUCAGACAAGCAAGUCUUUCCAAACCCUAGACAUUCAACGGUAUGUGGACAAGGGGCAACUGCCCCACCUUCUCUUCCAUGGCCCUCCUGGAACUGGCAAGACGUCCACCAUUUUGGCCGUGGCCAGGCAACUCUACGGCUCGCAGCAGGCCUCACACGUGCUGGAGUUAAAUGCUUCGGACGACAGAGGAAUUGGGUCGGUGCGAGAGUUGGUGAAGACAUUCGCGGAGACCACUUCUGCUUCUUUUUCGCUGUCUGGGUCUGCCCCCUCCGGGCCCCCCAAACUCAAACUGAUCAUACUGGAUGAAGCAGAUCAAAUGACAUCGGCAGCUCAGAAUGCGCUUAGAAGAAUCAUGGAAACUUACGCGCGGAAUGUGCGGUUUUGUCUGAUAUGCAACUUUGUCAACAAAAUAACUCCCGCGAUUCAGUCGAGAUGCACUAGCAUGCGCUUCACUCCCCUCAAACCUGAGGCGCUCAGGCGGAAAGCGGAAGAAGCUGCAAAAUUAGAGAGCAUGUCCGUCACAGAGGACGGUUACGAAGCUCUCUUGCGAAUCGCCAGUGGAGACAUGCGUCGGCUUCUCAACUGCAUGCAAGCGGCCUGCAUGGCUCACCCAGGGGAGCCCGUCGACGGCGAGUUGGUGCACCGCGUGCUCGGGUUACCUCAGCCAAGUGAAGUGAAGUCCAUUAUGCAGGUUCUUUUGGAGAAAGACUUGGGCACGUGCUCUUCAGCUCUGCACAAUCAGAUGCAGAACAUGAAGUUGCCUGUUCCUGUGGCUCUGACCCUCGUGACCCGCCUUGCCGACAUUGAGUAA